Ahaetulla prasina is the source of this 589-nucleotide messenger RNA. Its product is annotated as ras-related protein Rab-27A-like. The record is from RefSeq and is a predicted model, not a curated record. Gene Ontology annotation, molecular function: GTP binding; GTPase activity. The transcript has 4 exons. The coding region runs from base 1 to 531 and encodes 176 amino acids. Gene Ontology annotation, cellular component: melanosome; secretory granule. Gene Ontology annotation, biological process: positive regulation of exocytosis; melanosome transport. NCBI's taxonomy places the organism in Eukaryota, Metazoa, Chordata, Lepidosauria, Squamata, Colubridae.
AUGGCUGGAGACAUUCACAAAUCCUUUUGGAAUCAGGUGUACCGACCCAACAGACCAGACGGGGUCAGCGGCCGAGGACAGAGAAUACAUCUUCAGUUGUGGGACACAGCAGGGCAGGAAAGGUUCCGUAGCUUGACAACCGCCUUCUUCAGAGAUGCCAUGGGCUUUCUCCUGCUCUUUGAUCUAACCAGCGAGCAAAGUUUCCUCAAUGUCCGGAACUGGAUGAGCCAGCUGCAGACGCACGCCUACUGCGAGAGCCCCGACGUGGUGCUGUGUGGAAACAAGAGCGACCUGGAGGGGCAGCGCGUGGUGAGGGAAGACGACGCCAAGCGGCUGGCUGGCAAAUACGGGGCGCCCUACUUCGAGACCAGCGCCGCCAACGGCGCCAACGUGGGGCCGGCCGUGGAGUCGUUGCUGGGGCUGCUCAUGAAGCGCAUGGAGCGGUGCGUGGACGGGCCCCACGCCUGGAUCGCCAACGGCCCCGCCGAGACGGCCCCGCAGCCCGCCGGCAGCGGCGGCUGCGGCUGCUAAAGGCUCUGGCGCGGACCAACCGCGUCCGGCAGACGCGCAAUAAACCAGUCCGUGGCCA